Messenger RNA from Cutaneotrichosporon oleaginosum, 1642 nucleotides. RefSeq lists its product as uncharacterized. Gene Ontology annotation, molecular function: mRNA binding. The record is from RefSeq and is a predicted model, not a curated record. Lineage: Eukaryota; Fungi; Basidiomycota; Tremellomycetes; Trichosporonales; Trichosporonaceae. Gene Ontology annotation, cellular component: cytoplasm; ribonucleoprotein complex; nucleus.
CUAACCUAUUGCAACACCAUGAGCGACACCCAGCCAAAGCGCAAGUCUGGAAGGACGCCAGAGCAGCAGGCUGCGCGUGACGCACGCAAGGCCGCCAAGAAGGCCGCCGCCGAAGCCGCCGCAGCCGAGUCCGCUGCCGCCGCCAAGACGCAGGACGACGCCGCCAGCGAUGCCGAGGAAGGCGGCGGCGACAAGCGCAAGCGUCCGGUGUACGACGAGGAGGAGAUGCUCGAGGUCGAUCUCAAGGCUGGAGCGCCGCUUUCAAAGGCCGAGAUGCGCGCAGCCAAGAAGCGCGCCAAGCUUGGGCAGGCCCCAGUCGAGAAGAAGGCCGACUAUGAGAAGAAGGCCAAGAAGCUCGCCGAGGCUGAGGACGACGACGAGGACGGCGAGGCAGAGGCAGAGGGCACUGGCGAGGCUCGGACACGUAAGAAGGACAAGGCGGCUGCUCCCAAAGAGGAGAAGAGCGAGUUCAGCGUCUGGAUCGGCAACAUGUCAUUCCGCACCCAGCCGGAGGCGCUCAAGUCGUGGAUUCAGACUGGCAUCACCGAGAGCGGCGGCGAGGACGACUGCAUCACACGUGUUUAUCUGCCCAAGAAGGCCGCGCGUGGGGAGUUCUCGGAGAACAAGGGCUUUGCUUACGUCGACUUCAAGACGGAGGAGCAGAUGCUGCUUGCAAUUGGGUUGAGCGAACGGCCGCUAGACGGGCGCCGGCUGCUCAUCAAGGCAGGGAAUGACCACAAGGCGAACCCGAACGCGCGGACGCCUAAAACCAUCCCCAGUGGGCCGGGCACGGCGUCUGUCGGCAAGCAGAAGCAUGCGGAGAGCAGCACCUUGUUCAUCGGCAACCUGCCAUUCGACACGACGGAGGAGGAGUUGCGGGACUUGAUUGAGACCAACUGCGCCGAUCUGAUUGCCGAGCAGGAGGAGGCCGAGGCUGAGGCGGCGGACGAGGAGGACGAGGAGAUGGACGAGGAGGCGCGUGAGGCCGCACGCGAGAAGCGUGCCAAGGAGGCGCUCACUAAGGGCAAGCGCGGGAGCGCGAAGGCUGGGCUCAUCAAGACGCGUGUUGCGCAGUUUGAGGACACGGGACGGUGCAAGGGAUUCGCAUUUUGGGACUUCAAGUCUCCAGUGUACGCGCGCGCGGCGUUGAUGAACAAGAAGAACCACUUCUUGCGCGGGCACAAGCUCACGCUGCAAUACGCGAGUCAGGAGGCAACGAAACGUGCGGGCGGAAAGCGGAAUCGCGACGACGCGCGCCCGGGCCCGGCAAAGUUCCAGCGCCGCGAGCGGGCACCGCGCUACUUUGAGAAUGGUGACGGGGAGCACGCGUCAGCGCCUGUGCCUACGUCUGCCCCGGCCCACACCGACUUCAAGUCGGAGGCGGCUGCACAGGCUCGUAUUGCGGCCAUGGUAUCUGGUGAGGGUGGUGGCGAGAGCGGAGGCGGAGAUGAGCGGCGCGAUAAGCGCGAUAAGCGUGGCAAGAAGUGGGAGUCGACUGGACGGCCGAGGCCAGGCGCAGCGUUGAUGAUGGCCAAGAGGGAGAAGGUGGGGAUUGUGGAGAGUGCUGGGUCCAAGAUUACAUUCGACUAGUGGUGUACGUGAUACAGAUACAUUGCACUUGCAUGCAUGGAGCGUGGUGAUG